Molecule: messenger RNA, 1203 nt
Organism: Yamadazyma jaroonii
Lineage: Eukaryota; Fungi; Ascomycota; Pichiomycetes; Serinales; Debaryomycetaceae
Source: the annotation of a GenBank genome assembly
AUGACUUCAAUCGAUAAACCAUACGUUCAUGAAGGUGGGAUCAAACCAUAUUUUGAACAAAUGAUUCAAGAUACUGAGAUUCAAGUUCAAAAUACCACCGAGAACUUAAGAAGAUUAGAAGCUCAACGUAAUAAAUUGAAUAAUAAAGUUAGACAAUUGAAAGAUGAAUUGAGAUUAUUACAAGAACCAGGUUCAUACGUUGGAGAAGUAGUUAAAGUCAUGGGAUUGAAGAAAGUGUUGGUGAAAAUCAAUCCUGAAGGGAAAUAUAUCGUCAAUGUAACUAAGGAUAUUGAUAUCAAAAAAUUAACUCCAAGUUUAAGAGUUUGUCUUAAAGCUGAUUCUUACGAUUUACAUAAGAUUUUACCUAAUAAGAUUGAUCCAUUAGUUUCAUUGAUGAUGGUCGAAAAAGUUCCAGAUUCAACUUAUGAUAUGGUAGGAGGAUUAGAUAAACAAAUCAAAGAAAUCAAAGAAGUCAUUGAAUUACCUGUCAAACAUCCUGAAUUAUUUGAAAGUUUAGGUAUUGCUCAACCAAAAGGUGUUAUAUUAUAUGGACCACCAGGUACUGGUAAAACUUUACUAGCCAGAUCAGUAGCUCAUCAUACUGAUUGUAAAUUCAUAAGAGUUUCAGGAAGUGAAUUAGUUCAAAAAUAUAUUGGUGAAGGUUCAAGAAUGGUUAGAGAAUUAUUUGUUAUGGCUAGAGAACAUGCUCCUUCAAUCAUUUUUAUGGAUGAAAUUGAUUCUAUUGGAUCAUCUAGAGUUGAAGGUUCAAGUGGGGGAGAUUCUGAAGUUCAAAGAACUAUGUUGGAAUUAUUAAAUCAAUUGGAUGGAUUUGAAACUUCUAAAGAUAUCAAAAUCAUUAUGGCUACUAACAGAUUGGAUAUUUUAGAUCCUGCUUUAUUAAGACCUGGUAGAAUUGAUAGAAAAAUUGAAUUCCCAGCUCCAACUUUGAAUGCUAGAACUGAUAUUUUAAAAAUUCAUUCAAGAUCUAUGAAUUUAACUAGAGGUAUAAAUUUAAGAAAGAUUGCUGAGAAGAUGAAUGGAUGUUCAGGUGCUGAUGUUAAAGGGGUUUGUACUGAAGCUGGUAUGUAUGCAUUAAGAGAAAGAAGAAUUCAUGUUACUCAAGAAGAUUUCGAAUUAGCUGUAGCUAAAGUUAUGUCCAAGAAUGAUGAAGGUGCUGUUUCAUUAGCUAAAUUAUUUAAAUAG